Molecule: messenger RNA, 1418 nt
Organism: Rhodofomes roseus
Lineage: Eukaryota; Fungi; Basidiomycota; Agaricomycetes; Polyporales; Fomitopsidaceae
Exons: 4
Coding region: 274-1002 (242 amino acids)
Source: RefSeq, a predicted model, not a curated record
GUGGAGAUUGCGCUCUGGCAUGUUCGAGGACGUGUCCAUCCCGCCCAUCACGCUGUUCUCGUGAAACUUAAUUCAGACUACUCCUGCGUUGUCGGAUUGAGGUGUAUCUCUUUUGUCGUGCUCUUCACGAGCACUCUCGGGUUGUCACGGUGUCGGCUCGCAGCAGCCUACGUAUGCUGCAAGUAUGCUGCGCGGAAAAAUGUGCUUUGGUGCGCGUCCAAAGGCGGAUGCGUGCUCCCACUUGUCUGUCAGCAGCGACGAGACGCCAUCACAAUGGCCAGCGGCUUAGACAUCUCGAAAAAUGCUUCGCAGAUUCUUCCUGGAAUUGUGUUUAUGGCUCCCAUCGCAUACAGGUAUGCUCUGAUCUAUGGCUGUCUCGAGCACACGACAAGAUGUGCACCAUUCACAAGUCCCUGUAUCGUCAUGACAAACCUCCCAGCAGGGAUACUCCGCCCGUUCACCCUCCGCUCCUCGGAGAACAUCGCAUUUAACGGAGAUGAAGUUGUCUUAAGUGACAAAUCACGGCAUUACACCAGGAUUGCAGGAACUCGCGACCCCACUCUCUUGGCAGCACACCGGACCCUGGCUCUAGCUUCUGUUAUUACCGGCGGCGACCGGAUUCAUGCAAUCAGCGCCAGCGAGGACAUCGUAGCAUUUGUGAUAAUACACACUCCACCGUAUAUAGGACGUCCGCAAGCUCCUCCGCACCUUCGAGGCGGUUCCUCCUGUUCGCCCACGACAGGGGCCCGUCCUCCCCCCGACAGCGCAAAGGCCGCGAGGCUCACGCCGCACAGGACGCCUCCCGCGUUCUCCUUCGUGAGCGGGCUAAGGUCUGAGCGCCCCCUCGAUCGGCCCCAGCAGGGUCCCAGCCUCACAGGCGGGCGCGGCGUACCAGAAACACAGCUGCAUUCCUUAUCCCGGAGAAGCCGUAGCACGGCCCACCGAGACAAUUCAGCUGGUCUCGGCGUGUCCGCCUGUGGGCGAGGUCCGUCUUGGUUCUGAUAUGGCUUGGUCGCGUGAAGGUGGAGGGACCAUGGGAUGUGGCUUUGGAAGACGUCGCGGGGACAGGGCGGACACUGCGUUCGUACGCGCCGACUCCGUCUCGUCGUUGCAGCGCUCGGCUUCGGCUGGGGCGCAUAUGUGGCGGGGGAUCCUGGCAUAUUGCAACGACGGGAGUGGUCUAUGGUUUCAGUGCGUGUGGCGGUGUCUGCCCCUCAGUUCACUUCGCGGCUCGCGAGGCACCAGCUGCUCUCGCGAAACUCGAUUCAGACUAUUCUUGCGCUGUCGGAUCGAUGCCUAAUUUUUUCCUCACCUUGCUCUUCGUGAGCACUUUCAAGCUGUGCUGACGUCGGUCGCCGGGAGCACCAUAUGUAUGCAACAGUUGUACGCCCCUACGUUGACACGUUGACCUCCCUGCG